CUUUCCAACUUAGCUCUGCACGUGGAUUAGUUAGAAGGCAUGCAGUACUCCGAAGACGGGUUGCCGCCGCACUACGGGCCGGGAGAUGGACCCGGCGGUGGAAUGUACGAUCCACACCGGCAAAGCCUCAUGAAUCACCAUGGAGUAUAUCACUCCAAUCAUGUCUCUCUCGCCAACCAUGUUAUGGGGUCGGUACCCGAUGUUGUGAAGCGAGAUAAAGACGCUAUUUUUAGUCACCCGCUCUUUCCCCUGCUCGCACUGAUCUUCGAGAAGUGCGAAUUGGCAACGAGCACCCCCCGAGAACCUGGAAUAGCCGGGGGUGAUGUCUGUUCCUCAGAGUCUUUCAACGAAGAUAUCGCCGUCUUCGCCAAACAGAUCAUGGCUGAAAAUAUCCACUACUCCUCCAACGAAGAAUUAGACAGUCUUAUGGUACAAGCGAUACAAGUUUUGAGGUUUCACCUGCUGGAGUUAGAAAAG
Messenger RNA from Stegodyphus dumicola, 477 nucleotides. RefSeq names its product homeobox protein Meis1-like. Lineage: Eukaryota; Metazoa; Arthropoda; Arachnida; Araneae; Eresidae. Gene Ontology annotation, biological process: regulation of DNA-templated transcription. The record is from RefSeq and is a predicted model, not a curated record. Gene Ontology annotation, molecular function: DNA binding.